UUAUUAAAACAAGAAGAUGAGGGCCUUAUUGAUGUUUGUUGUGUGCGCCUCUUCGUAUUUUCCAUCAGGUAAAUUACAUGUGACAUAUCUGUUAAGUGGAACUAAUCAAAAGGCCCCUACAGGUUGUAUAUCGUAAUGAAGGACCAUUUAGAUAGGUAGUUUAUUGAGUUUCAGACCUUGAAAUACUACACUGAAUUAAGUUACACCUUUACAAAAAUUCAAAAGAAUGUAGAUAAUGUAACGUAAUGUAACUAUUGCUCAGCUAUUGACCUAUUUACAAUGAAUUCACAUAUCUUUUAACACAUGUAAAACAAUGAUUUGAAUUCGAUCGGCUACUAACCCUGGCCCACCCUUGCAGUACUAGACUGAAUUUAGUUAAAAAUUACAAAAAUUCAAAAGAAUGGGGAGCAAGGGAGGCGCAGUGGUGAGAGCACUCGCCUCCCACCAAUGUGGCCCGGGUUCAAAUCUCGGCGUCGAUGCCAUAUGUAGGUUAAGUUUGUUGUUGGUUCUCUCCUUUGCUCCGAGAGGUUUUUCUCCGGGUACUUCGGUUUUCCCCUCUCCUCAAGAACACACAUUUCCAAUUUCCAAUUCGACCAGGAAUCAGGUAGACGAAGAACCACUAUGUGCUACCUCCUAAUCGUUAUUUUAUUUGUUUAUUUAUUUAAAUAUAUGAUAUAAUUCGCCUUGUAUUUUGUCUGAUUAAGAGGUGGUCUGUUUCGGAGCAAUUUGGGGCAUGUUUAUACGUUGGGCGACUUUGUAGGGGGUUCCUCACCGAAACAUUUUGAUAAUUUAAGUACCCUCAGAUGCGUUCUGGUACAAUAUGAACGCUUACAUUUUGACAAAUGGCAGGAUUCCACUGUUAGAUUUGAAUAUGCCAAUAAAAUACAGUGGAUGUGGUCAGAAAAAAAAAUUAAUUAAUUAAUCAUGUCCUUUUCCAACUCAGCCAUUAUGUGGCCCAAACACGGCUUGAAUCGACUCUAACAUGCGUACAGUGCAGAGCAUUUCCACUUUUGGAAAUGUGUUAAACAAUAGCCUUGAGUCACCACAGGGAAGCUUAAAAAUAUCCUCGAGCGGAUUCGAAUUGGUUAAAAAUCUGUAGUUUUUCGCGUUUUCCCAGCUGUCUUUGCCCGCCUCUUAUUUACACAAUAACGGAGAAGAAUGGGUAGAAGACUUCUGCAAUUGAGUUCCAUUAAGCCCCUGCAGACUUUUACUUCAGCUAACGUUUCCUUGAAGUACUGGGCCUUCGCGUUUCUUAUCUCCGAUGUAAUCUCCUUUCUCAACGGUCCUUCAGAAAUUUCAUAAAAACAAGCCUCGCUUCACGUACCUCCAGGUUUGCACAGUGAUGGAUAAGGGUCACUUGUCUGAAAUCCCUAUUGAUUCUUAUUAACUCUUCAAGUAAUAAACUGAGGAAUUUUACUCGAAGGAAUCCGUCGCGGAUCAUUUUUGGGGUUUGUGGGUGGCAAAAAAUUCUUCUUCCUUAAAAUUUAAGAAAUAAAAAAAUUCCUUUCUUUUCAGUAACAGGGAAACUGGGGAAAAUCGCGAAAUGGUUUGAAAGGAUGCGAAGUCUAUUUUUCAGUGACUUUUUCAUGGACGUCGUCGUUGUCGGAUCGUAAGGUCUCUAAUGUCAUGGCCUUUACGGUAUAAAGACUGAAACUACAAUAAGCAUAAACUGAGUCUCUUGGCCUUUAAUAACAACACCGGCACAAAACAAAUUCGAACGACGAUUUAUUGUACCCGACGUGCUUGGUACUUGAAAUAAAAUGCGUGGUACAAACAGUGUCAUACAAACAGCGUGGGUCGACACUAAAGCAGUAAAAAUGCAAAUUAAAAUAGUUUCCAUUAUGGAAAAUCAGAAUAAAGAAAUAUCAAAAAUGCAAAAACGAGGACUGUGAAAUGCACUUACAUUGUUCCGGUCAAGGAAACCUGCUGUGAAGCGCACCAAGAAUAGCUCGAAUGGUUUGCUGGUUAAAGAGUCCACAGACAAUGUAUGAAAUCCCGUUAAGAUUUGCAGCCCUUAAAAUUACAAUUAAAUAUCCGUCCAGUUUCUCAACGGUUUUAGUGUUUCUAGGCUCUUCUUUCAGUUCAGCAGCUGAGUUCCAUAAUGCUUAAGUGGACCUCGCUUUUACUACAAAUAUGUCGAGUUAUUUUGAAAAACGUUUAUUAGAGAUGAUGAACGAUGGUUUGGAUGAUUUGCUGUCGCAGGGGGUGGAUCAAUACGAAAAAGAAGAGGUAAUUUUAGACGACGGACUCGAUGAAAUUCUCUCCCAGAGUUUUGGUAUGUUUGAGCAAGAGUCUUGAAGACGACGCUAUCGAUAUUGCCGACAUGUCUGAGGUUGACGGGCCUAGUUUUCUGAUGGGAAGGCGCUUUUAAACUGCAAAAGGUAACUGUUCGGAACAUCUUUUUGUAUGCCUUUCUUUUGCUUUUCGCUCAAUUCUUAUCUCGAUUUAUUUGUAUUGGCAGUGAACUGCGGCCAGGAUAAAGAAGGACGACUUGAAAUAAGCGCGGAGAAAGAUUUGGUUGAACUUUUUGUCCAGUCUGUAACCAAAAGCACCAAAGAAAAAGCUCUGUGGGCUUUUCGUCUGUAUGAAAGGUGGGCGCUGUGGGGAAAAGGUGUGUACAAUCCCGGAAAGGAAACAUCUAUUGUCGGAGGUAUACUAUUCAGACCUAGAUACAAAGCCAGAGGAAGAUUUAAAUGAGGUCCUCAGUCAAUUUAUUGGAGAAGUUCGAAAACAAGAUGGAACUCGUUGCCCGGGAAAAACGUUGCACGAAUUAAUUAGUAGAUCACAAAAGUAUUUUGAAUUGAAGGGAGGGAAAGUUAAUUUUUUCUCCAAUGAAUUUUUUGAAAAGUUAAGAAAAUCACUGGAAGUUUAAAUAAAACUUCUGCUCCGAAUAACUUGGGUUUAAACCGAAACAAGUGGAUAUAAUUUCUGUUUCAACUGAAAACGACCAGUGGAAAAGCAAUAUUUUGGGAAGCGAUAACCCUGAAACUUUAUUAAGAACAACUUUUCAUUUGAUGGGAUUAAAUUUCGGUAUGAGGGGGUGAACACCGCAAAUUGAGUGCAAAUAGCUUUUCGUCUCACCCUGAUGCGGAGGGACAAAGAAUUUUUAGUUUCUUCCGAAGGAGUAAGUAAAACGAACCAAGAUGGGUUAAAACAUAGAAAAUUAUGCCCGAGAAGUUGUAACUUGUAAGUUGUUAAAUGUCAUGAGAGAUGACUUUGUGUUGUAAGAAUUGUCAAGGUUUAUAUUGAGCGAUGUCCUAAAGUAUCUUUAUAUAAUGCUUUUUACUUAAAGCGAUUGCAAAAGUACGAAAGUAAGAAUGUUUGGUUUUCUAAAGUCCGUUUGGGUCAUAAUAAACUCAUUACAAUUCCAUGGUCAAAAUGAUGAUGGCUAAAGCUGGAAUUAAAGGAUAUUUCACUCAUCACUCUUUGCGAGCAACAGCGGUUUCGAGAUUGUCUCAAGAAGGUGUAAACGACAAAUUGAUUCGGGGUGUUACUGGGCAUCGAUUGGAAGCCCUUCCAAGUUAAAAAAUAUAUAUAUAUUUGCGGUGCAAACUUCCCUCACGUGCAGCCAAAGGCUGAGUUGCGAAGGAACCAGAGAGGUGAGAUCGGACGUCAGCAUGUAAAAGCACACUCUUGCAGCCACUUCAGUCCAUGUUUUGAUCACUCCACGCUCACCCAGACCGAUGUCGGCACAAGUCAGAUAGACCAUGACAUCUGGGCCUACGUCCCCUACUCUUUUCGAACAAUGUCACGGUUCUUUACGUCCGCUUCCAACUGAAGUACAAAGAUGAAGGAGACAAGGCCAGCGGCUUAACGUCACCUCCCAAUGACGCGAUCGUCUGAAAUGAGAAAGGGGUUUCACAGCUAGCAUGAUCUCACCAGUUUUUUAAAGACUUUGGUUGAUGGUCCGGCCGGGGUUUGAACUCACGUACUCCCGGUCAGCAGACCGACGCUCUUCCAACUGAGCUAACCGGGCGGCGGGAAACAAAUGAACAACUACUUUCCAAAAUAGUGCAAGGCCGGUCCAUUGAAACCACAACCACAGAAAAUGUUGUUGCUGCGCAAAUUCCAAAUUCUUUGGGGUCAAUUAAUUUGAAUAUUUCAGGUGGAAAUUGUAACAUUACCAGUAAAGAAAGCUAGAAAAAUUUUGAAAUUAGUAAGUUAUAAUUGACAAAUGCAAAAACUUUUGUAAACUAAGUGACAGAAACAAUAAACGCUAUUCCGUUUUGGUUGUGCUAAAAAUUAUUGUGGUCAACUAAGUGGAACAAAUGGUCAUUAUCGGUGACCAAAUAAUGACCUGCUCGGUUCCAAAACAAUGAGAGGAAUCAUGGUUACUGAAAAUAAGACCCUUUUCAAAAUGAUGAAAGGGUACGUUAAGGUAGAAUAUGUUGAAUAAGCAGAAAAACAAACUAAACAAACUGGAAAAAAGGUAACCUGAGAAAACAGCUGACAUUUCGCGACACCACCACUGGUUUCCCCGGCAAAUGACGUCUGAGAAACGAGCGCAGAAAUUCCAUCCUGAUGACGCGUCACUACCCAGAUCUGGGUAUAGUGCUUCAGAUUGGUUGAAUCAAAUUUCCCUCGCGACACGACCAAUCAGAAGCACUACCCAAAUCUGGGUAGUGACGCGUCAUCAGUAUGGAAUUUCUGUGCUCAUUUCUCAGACGUCAUUUGGCGGGGAAACCAGUGGUAGCGUCGCCAAUUGUCGGAUGUUUUCUCAGGCUAGAAAAAAGGCGCUGAUGAAGAUGAAAAAUGUAAAGAGGCGUCGACGAGGAGGCGAAGAAUAACACAGAAAACUAAACACCAAAACUUGCACAAAGAAACUAAACAAAAGACAGUCAAAAGCUUAAUUAAAGGACACAAUUUAAGCAAAAACGGAUCUUAUAAAGACGACUUCCUCCUCAGUUGUGACGAGAUCUAAUAUACUUUGGUUUUCACAGUAAUCAUUACGCUGCUCUAAGCCUGCGUUGCUGGCACCAGAAAGUAGUCACGCAGCCUGAUCCCGACUGCUCUCUUGUUCCUCUUCGUUCUUUCGAAUAAUAAGUAUGAGUCGUAUAAGCCUUGUUUACCCAGAUAUAUUAGUUCCUAUUAUUUCUAAUAAACCGUUUUCAUUCAUUUUAGUCGAUGUCCUUCAAUGCAACAAGUGUUUUUUCGACACGUCGCUAAAUACCAGUUCAUGCAAUACCACCACAGAACAUUGUUCAGAGGGAAAAAAAUUUUGCGGAACCAUCUGGCAAGAAAGACAAGAUGGCUCCAUAUCCUUCAGUAGAGAGUGCUUUACCAGCGAAGUUUGUACACCAGGCUACUGCAAAAACGUCGUUAUCCCGCUUUAUGGUAGAAAGUCAUGCAACGUAACACAGUGUUGUCAAGAAGAUCUGUGUAACGAGGGUACAACAGUUAAAAAAGGUCAUGAUACAACAGUUAAAAGUGAUCAUGUAACACAGUUUUAUUGGUCUUUGGAUUACCAUUAUUUGAUAGCAGUUGCUUUAACAUUGUGUUUGUGAGAAAGUGUAAAGCAGAGAUUCUUUGAGUAGUUUAAAACGCAAGCUCCAUGCGAAAUAUUAGAGGAGUCGGCUUCGCGCGUGCGUGCGGAGCACCAUAGCUAAGAUAAUCUACCCAUCCGAGAAAAUUUGGUAAUCACGUGACCGUACACCGACCGUCGAUCGUCCGUCCGCACCCCAGGGAAACCAAUGUUUAAUCUCGCACUUUCUACCUAAUUGGGAGCCCGGGAACAACCCGAUAUUGCACAUAUUGCAAUUAUAUUGCACAUAAAUGUUGUGAUUAAUUGACAGCUGUCAAAACAGGGUGUCCGCUGACCAAUAUCACCUGAUCGUAUAGCGGGCCCAGGUAUUGACUCAUCGAGGUCGAGUUUUUUUCAAAGUUUUCCACUGACAAGUUACUAGUUUUCAAAUGAUCGCAGGCUCAAGUUAUUAUUUUUAUUAUAAUUCAUGUGAAACAAGUUGUAUUUAUGUGUCGCACCAUUCAAAUUUUGAUUUCAAACUGACCUCGGAGGCGAAACUUGUUUACUUUGACAGCUGAAGCUGACAGAGUUUUGUGUCAACUGUGAUGUUUUUAACUGUCUUUUUCCACUGGAUGUACAAAAUAAAAUACAGUUGUUAUCAAGAGUCUUCUGUUAUUCAUGGUUGGUUUGUUUAUUAGGUUUUUGGUUCAGAAAUGUGCCGCUUGUCAAAGUCCAAAAUCCAAUUUCGGAUGUCAGCGUUUUUUUUUUCCACCUUACUUCAUUCGUAAGAGGGUCUAGAGCGAUUCUGUACUUACUUGAUAGCUUUCAGGAGCUGCAUCUCGAAUUGGUAAGCCUGAGUAAUUAUUGUAUUUGAUGUCGAGCGUAGUUUAAUUUAUGUGGCUUGUUUAUGCACCUUUGUAAGAUUUGAGACAAUGAUCUGAACUAGUAUCAGGUUUGAUAAUAUAUAGAUUUAGCCAGGGCUAAAAGCGAAGCUCUGGUUAAUAAUACGUGUAAACAAAGAAAAUUAAAUCGUGUAAUGCUAAACGGGGACGACAAUGAAAAUGGCUUCAAGACUAAUAGAUCCAACUAGCAAAUAAACAAAUUGCGCGUGCAGCACACUUUUUCUUCUAAUUAGCAAAAAACAAAUUUACCCGUGCAUCACGCUUUUUGCACGACUACAACGCUGUUUUGUACGACUAAACGUCAAACUUCCCAGUUACACAUUUUUUAUGGAGGAAUUGUCGUAUUUGCUUACCAAAUAUUUGAAUUCCUGUGUUCAUGUUCGCUUGUAUUUUUCACUGCCGCUCAUUUUCACCUUGCUGGCUGCUAGCAUUUUUCAUUUUCUCACAGCCGCUUUUAAUUUCCGUGUUUUCCUUCUACGAAAUUCGUCUCCUUUGUUUUCAAUAACUCGCUCUAGUUCUUUCUCUGUUAUCCACGUUAGUGUAAACAUAAAAAAUAACGCCGAGAAAUACACGACUUUGUUGUUGUUUUUUCUUUCUAAAAGUCCGGGCGGCCAUGUGACUUCCUUCCAAAUAAAACCUUGAGUUGCAUUUGGGUUGCUAUACCUGUUGAUUGAGUUAUUUUACAUUGGUAUGCCUGUGCUGCGAAGGGACGGUCAGUCGGGCGGGGGGACGGUCGUUGUACGGUCACCUGAUUACCAAAUUUUCUCGGAUGGGUA
This is a messenger RNA of Porites lobata, 7139 nucleotides long. The record is from the annotation of a GenBank genome assembly. NCBI's taxonomy places the organism in Eukaryota, Metazoa, Cnidaria, Anthozoa, Scleractinia, Poritidae.